Sciurus carolinensis (gray squirrel) is the source of this 1519-nucleotide messenger RNA. It is a transcript of the gene Stap2, whose product is annotated as signal transducing adaptor family member 2. Gene Ontology annotation, molecular function: signaling adaptor activity. The record is from RefSeq and is a predicted model, not a curated record. The transcript is spliced from 13 exons. NCBI's taxonomy places the organism in Eukaryota, Metazoa, Chordata, Mammalia, Rodentia, Sciuridae. The coding region runs from base 175 to 1416 and encodes 413 amino acids.
AUUUCCCGGGAUCCCUGGACCUGCUCUGGCCCAGCCCCCGCCCAGCACUGGCAGGGGAGGGAGGUGACAGGCUGUCGGUCUGUCGAGAGGAAAUUCCCCUGGAACCUGUUUCUCGGCUUCCUGGCCAGCUGGGGCGCCCGCUGGGAGGAGAGGCGGGCGGAGACCCGGGCCGACAUGGCCUCGGCCCUGAGCCCACCCCGGCUCCCCAAGCCCAAGGGCAUCCAGCCUUCACACUACUAUGAGGGCUUUCUGGAGAAAAGGGGACCCCGUGACCAGGAUUACAGGAAGUUCUGGGCAGGUCUCCAGGGUCUCACCAUCUAUUUCUACGGUAGCAAUCGGGACUUCCAGCACCUGGAGAAGCUGGACUUGAGAACAUUUGUGAAACUCACAGAUGAAGCUCCCUGGGGAGGCUCACGUGACCCUGGCAUCCACUUCAGCCUGGUCCUCCGGGAUCAGGAGGUCAAGUUCAAGGUGGAGAGUCUGGAGUCCCGCGAGAUGUGGAAAGGCUUUAUCCUAACGGUGGUGGAGCUCCGUGUCCCAUCCACGCUGACCCUGCUGCCAGGACACCUGUACAUGAUGGCUGAGGUCCUCACCAAAGAGGAGGCGCGCCGCUCCCUGGAGUUGCCACCGUGCUUUCUGAAGGUGAGCCGGCUGGAGGCCCAGCUGCUCCUGGAGCGCUACCCCGAGUGCGGAAACCUGCUGCUGCGGCCCAGCGGGGACGGCAAGGACGGCGUGUCAGUCACCACGCGACAGACGCUCAGCGGGACGCCGGUGGUCCGGCACUACAAGGUGAAACACGAGGGCGCGAAGUACGUGAUCGACGUGGAGGAUCCGUUCUCCUGCUCCUCACUGGACGCAGUGGUCAACUAUUUCGUGUCGCACACCAACAAGGCCUUGGUGCCAUUCCUGCUGGACGACGACUACGAGAAGGUGUUAGGCACCCUCUCUGUUCCAGGCUACGUGGACGCGGAUAAAGAGAACGGCGAGAGUGUGUGGAUGGCGCCCUCCGCCUCUGACCCCGACCCAGGCCCUGCGCCCCCUGCAGAUGGCCCCAAGUCACUGCCUUCUGCAGCGUCCAGCCAGGACAAACUGCCCCCACUGCCUCCCCUGCCCCGGCUCCCGAGCCAGGAUGACAACUAUGUGACCCCCAUUGGAGAUGACCCGGCGGCUGCGGACUACGUGAACCAGGAUGUGUCUUCCUCUGGCCGGCCGGUCAUCCCAAAGCCCAAGAAGUUGGUGAAGGCUCCAGCAAAGCCUCCGAAGCCACCCACUGUGCCCAAGCCAGAGCCCAAGGGCAACAACAAGCCACUGGUCAGGAAGUUAGUGGGUGGCUCACCCCAGGCUGUCCUCCUUGCAACAAAUGUGACGGCAGAGCUGGCGGAAAAGCUGCAGAAGAGGCGGGCCCUGGAGCAGUGAGCAGAUCGCCGUGGGACCGAGGGCUUUGGCCAGGGCACCGCAUGCUAUCUGCUCUCCCAGGAUUAAAACUUUAGUGAGCCCAAGGCCCCGUGUUUGGCUUGCC